AUGACCAUCUAUUCAUUUUGGAUCUUUGACCGGCACUGCAAUUGUGUCUACGCCAAAGACUGGCAGCGCCAGCGUGCUGCACGCAGACCCAACUCAUAUAUUGGUUCAUCUGCAACUGGCGGGUUGGGCUCACCCCUCGCAACCAAAGCCUCACUCGAUUCGUCAGCGUCAGCUGCUGCUGCAGCUUCCGGUGCUGGGGGCUCUUCAUCGUCUUCUUUACAGAGUUUUGUGCCUGGUGAUUUUGUAUAUCGCCGAGCGCCACCGCCUUUACAGGUCGAUGCCAAUGUGCUCCAACCGUCAGUCGCAGUUGUUCCACGAGGCCAAAAAAACAAUGGGCCUUCAGCUAUUGCUGCCACAGCUUUGCACCACCCACUUUUUGACAGUGAGCUGGGGAAACUGGUGUUUGGUGUUGUGUUCAGUUUGCGCAAUAUGGCUCGUAAACUCACGGACGAUGCAGAUGGAUUCACGACUUUUUCUACAUCCAAAUAUAAGGUCCAUUUCUACGAAACACCUUCAAACGUGCGUUUUGUUCUGGUUUCGGACCCAGGACUUGAAAGUCAAGGAGCAGUUCUGAGGCACAUUUAUGGUAGCAUGUAUGUCGAAUAUGCAUCCAAAAACCCUCUCUACCCCGUUGACCCCGUGUCUUCGGCCGUACUUGCCAACGAUUUAUUGGUGUUGGACAUUGAAUCUUACAUUGCAUCACUUCCAGGGUUUGAAUAG
Messenger RNA from Magnusiomyces paraingens, 720 nucleotides. RefSeq lists its product as uncharacterized. The transcript is spliced from 2 exons. Bases 1 to 720 code for a protein of 239 amino acids. Gene Ontology annotation, cellular component: TRAPP complex. Lineage: Eukaryota; Fungi; Ascomycota; Dipodascomycetes; Dipodascales; Dipodascaceae. The record is from RefSeq and is a predicted model, not a curated record. Gene Ontology annotation, biological process: endoplasmic reticulum to Golgi vesicle-mediated transport.